GCAACAGCUGACUCUCACGCGCAUAGAGGAUCGGUUAUGUGAUGGGUGUUGGAGCGGAGCCCAGGAAAGCUUUCCUCUGCCAAGGACUCUGGGCUGAUGAGGAGGAAGAUCAGGGUUUCUAACACAUGCUCUCAGCUGCUAAAUGAAGCAACCGGCGCCUACACUGAGGAAUUAAAAUGAGCUUUUUGAGGUUUUCCAGCUCUUGUAGUUUCCACCAAAUGUGCUUGCGAUGAUGCUCCUGCUCACCUUCGGAUCGCAUACGUUGCCAUGGCUGAUGCAGAGGCUGCCUUCGGACCGUGGCUCCUCUCGACCCAUAUUUGCAGUUAUUUAAAAAGACAACUAACAGUUAGUUAACAUCAGAUCCAGGUCAAAGUCUGCGAGUCUGACGCGUCGCCGUGCUGUGAUAUGGAAACGACGGCACUCUACAGCCUCCUUUAUUACUUCAUUCUCGAUUCGCCCUUUAGGAUUUGUGCAAAUGCUGUAUUUACCGAAGUCCCCAAAGACAUGAGUGUGGUGGAGGGAGAGGAUGUGGAGAUGCCCUGCGCCUUCAAGGCCGUCAGCUCAGUGCCCGUGUCUCUGGAGAUCCAGUGGUGGUACCUGAAGGAGGACGUGUCCAAAGAGCUGCCAGCCAGCAUCCCUGCCAACAGGUCCAAGGUCACUCCAAGGGAAGCCACAAAAAUAAGUACUGUGCGUGUUCAGGGCAACGCCAUCUCCCAUCGUCUCAGCCUGUCCAAGGUGAAGAAAGAAGAUGAGGGGCUGUACGAGUGCCACGUGUCUGACCUGUGGGCUGAUGACACUCAGGAGUUUACAGUUCACGCCACGCUCCACGUCGUGCCAGGUGACAGCAUGGCCGAGGAGGCCGUGUCGCACAUCCAGAACCGCUGGCCACCUAGGAACGCCAACAGGGGCGCAGCAGGGAGAGCUACCUCUGGGCCCGGCCCAGGCCCGGCGGCAGGUCCGAGGUUAGGGCAAGGGAAGCAUUGGGUGCCUCAUCAGACUCAGCCCGGUCUCUUCCCCUUCUUCUCGUCCACCACCACCACCUCGGUGGCCAAGUCAUCAGCCUCGCCACUGUUAGGAAACAAGGCCAUCCUCGGGCGGCAGCAUGGAGCUGGCUGCAGCACGAUGAGCACCGUGGACCCGGUCCUCUGCAUCAGGCUCCUGUUCCUGCAUAACCUCCUCCACUUCCUGUUGGCCCACUAAAGAGACAUUAACCAAAAUACCUUAUAGACAAUACAGAUACAUACAUCAAGGAGCAGUCAGAGAGAAAAGGGUCACAUUAAAUCAAUGUCUAAAAAGAAGUGUGUUUACAGAAAAUGAUGGGAGCAUCACGUGAAGCGCUGCCUCCUCACACAUUCCACACUCACGUGUGUGUUGAAGUACACAGUAUUGGUCAUCUCCACCCCCAUCCUACACACACACUUGUGUUCUCAUAGCUCUGUUGCAUAAUGUGAAAUGAAUAUUUUGAUUAAGAUAAGGCACACCUUGCCACAAUUGUUAAUCUGUUUGACAUUUAAUUUCUUGCCAUUUAAUAAUAAUAAUGAUAAUACAUUUCAUUUAAAGACCCCCUCCAGUCACGUUUUAAAGUAUAUAAUAAUAAUCUGAUAUGCCUAAUAUUUUGUUUCAAAAGUCUCGCAGUCUGGAGCCCCGUUGCCUCACAUUUGCAUAUUCAACAGUGAUUGGUUUUCUGAAGUGAAAACAGAGUGAAACAGAAAUCUCCUGCUCCACAAUAGGCAAAGACUAGGGAUGCUGUUGUCUACUCUGGCCCAUAGUGUCACCAUUAACGCAAUUAUUCCAAAUCUUAACUAACUCUGUUAGUAUGGGAAAUGUCUCUCGAAUAUUAAUGUGGGAAUGUGAAUCAUACUAUAAUGAAUCUCUUCUGUCUGUCUAUCACUGCUUUUAAGCAAAUCAGCUUUGACUAUGUGUACCCGCUGUACUUUGAUCUGCUGUUUUUUCAGCCUGUGUUUUGUGAUUUUUUCCAUUCAUGUCAGGUGAAGCCAAACAGCAUUCACCUAACAGUUAUGGCAAGAAAUGCAAAUUCAUGUUUAGAAUGGGACUUCAAUAGUAGUCAUCGAUUCUAAUACUUUGGUGACCUCUAGAUAAGUGUCAUUUUGUCAAUGAAAAACGAAGCAGCAUUCAUACAGAAUGCCUCAGUAUUAUAAGAAAGAAAGAAGUUAAGAAAGAAAGAGGUAAAGAAAUCAAGACAUGAAGAAGGAAAGUAAGAAGGAAAGAAGUAAUGAAAGAAAGAAAGAAAGAAAUAUGAAGGAAUAGAAAAAAGACUAUUGAUAUCGACCAGGAUACAAACCAACAGUCUUCUAGCUGGGAGGCGACAGCACAGUCCACUGAGCCAUGUGAUCUUGAUAGAGUCAUUAUGUCAAAGAAAUAAGACUUGAAGAAAUCGCAGUGCGUUGGCCCCCUACAGGCCGUUUUUGGUCAAAAUUUGAUGUUUAAAAAUGAACAUAAUAUCACUGAAAUAUGACAGAGCUUAGAAAAGUAAUAGCCAUCGAGUGAUGAAUGAGCCAGAUUUUGUGAAAACGGUGUACUUAGCUCAAAAGCUGUGAGAGGAGAUAGCCGCUACGGAUGAAUGAGCCUUAUAAGUUUAAAGAUUCAAAGAUAGAUAGAUAGAUAGAUAGAUAACUUUAUUGUCUGUCCAGAAGCAGUGACAGAAAUUGUCCCUCGAUGAGGCUCCACAAAUACGAAUGACAUUCAAACACAAUGAAAAACGUGAAGAAACGGCAGCUGUACGUCGUCUAUUUCAUACUGUUCAGAGUAGUUAUUGCAGAGGGAAUUAAUUUUUCAUGGCCAGAGGAUCUUUGUACCAUCUACCUGAUGGUAAUACCUGGAAAGAGUGGUGGAGGGGUGGGAGGGCUCCUGUUUGAUCAGGGUGGCUUUCCUGAUCACAUUGACUCAUCACAUGAUUAUCAGACUGACCAAGAUCCAGAUCAGGAUCGGUAACUCGUGUGUUGUUAUGUUUCCACAACUCAUUAGUCUUAUGUUUUAUUUUUGUUUGCACUUUGUAAAUGCUAUUUGUAAUAGUUAUGCAGUGCAUUCACACAUAAAAACAAUGGCCCCGGGUCAAAUGACUCUGCAAUAGACCCGGGUAGUAAUUGGCUUCACAUCCAAUCGGCAUUGAUGUGAACGUCGACUCGACUCCUUCGUCGGUAACUCCUGCGACUCUUUGCCAUCUCGGCCACGAAUUCCAUCUGUCUUCAUUCAAUCAGCCCUUGAACGUUGUUUAGUCUGCGCUGAGUGUUUACUUUGAAAGAGUGACAAAAGUACCUGAUAGAAGGUCACGUUGACCGCCGUCUCACUGGCUUCCAUGCUGGCUGCUUUCUGUUGUUUACUACACGGUUUUCUUCUUUGUUUUAUGGCGAGCACCGACCGCUCUUUACUGCCACCUAUCACUACACAGUUUUCCAGUCAAAACAUGGCGCAGCGCGUCUGCUGGCGAUCAACGCUGGCAGUGUGAAGUGGCCAAUUGAAGUUUUUUUGCGUUUAAAAAACCUGGGCCGACACAGUCAUUUUGGUGUGAAAGUGGUAAUAGUAACAGUCUCUCAGACGCAGGCGUAGCAUGUAAUGGAAUCACGCACCUCCCAAUUGGAAUGAACAAUACUAGAGAGUGCCACACGGGGCGAGAAAGAAACAGUGAGAUAUUUUAAGCACUGUGAGGCAGCUGCCAUGGUGAACAUCUGGUAGUGACGUCCAUUGGGAGCUGGAGCUGACACAUCUGAUUGGAUUACAGGUUAAAUAAGGUCAGGGUGGAUAACAGGGGGGGUGACAGGGUGUGUGUGUGAGGUUAGGACACCAGUGAUUCUCACAUUUGUUUUCCCAUCUGUGGCUUUCCUUCUGUGCCCGGCGGUCAGUGCAAUCCCCUUGUAGGCUGCAGACACGUGACUCGUUUGCACUUGUUCUCGGUUAUGACAUUGACCGAACCCAGAUUAUAUUCAGCCUGCUUAGAGUCGACAUACAGGCAACAACAUAAUCUCAAAUAUAAACUCACAGUGUGACAAGCUGAGAGAGAAGGAAUGACCAGCGACAUCUACAGCUCAAACCAAUCAGAAGUUUCAGAGGGAGGGUUUCAGAGGGAGGGUAAUGUAAGGAGGGGGUGCACUUGAUAACUAUAGAUGCACUUGAUAACUAUAGAUGCUAGGUGGCAGCAGAGCGCUUGAAUCCUGAUGACAGGAUUUUACCACGUACCCCAGCGGAGUGGCGCUGUCCGUAUUUACGCUGGUUGACGCCGCAGGAAGUGGACCUGUGUGAGUCUGAUAAGAUGCUGCGGCCCUUAUAUUUAAAAUACAUAUUUCUGAAAAUUAAUCAUCUGAUACAUUGCAAUAUAAUGGGGAAAAUAAUCUGUUCAUAAUUUUAUACAAAUUACAAUUUUAACUAAAAAAUCCCUGCAGACUAUCAAUUUCACUAUUAAUGUCCAUUGCACAGUUAAUUGUUCUGUGUUGUUAUUGUUUUUUAUGCAAAGAAUGAUAUUUUCAAAAGAAA
Messenger RNA from Scophthalmus maximus (turbot), 4488 nucleotides. It is a transcript of the gene vstm2b, whose product is annotated as V-set and transmembrane domain containing 2B. The coding region runs from base 406 to 1200 and encodes 264 amino acids. NCBI's taxonomy places the organism in Eukaryota, Metazoa, Chordata, Actinopteri, Pleuronectiformes, Scophthalmidae. The transcript is spliced from 5 exons. The record is from RefSeq and is a predicted model, not a curated record.